AGACGGUCCGCAUCACCGCUGAGAGGAGGAGAGCUGCGGCUUAUCGGCUCCAUCCGAGCAUCUCUGCGCUAAACCAGGACAAUGCGCCUGGGCCAUGGACGAACCUCAGAGAUUUACUAUGUUUGAGGCUCAGGGCUGAGGAGACAGACCAGGAGAUGGGCUGCACGUCGGCCAAACAGGUGUCUGCAGUACCCAACGGAGAGGAGGAGAACAGCAAAGCCCACAGCAACGGGGACCUCCUCUCUGAUGAGUACAAGGUGAAAGUAGUGGAAAAAGCAAAGUACAUCAAUGGAGAAGAAGGAGGAGGCGACAGCCAGGACAGCACGGAAAAGAGCGCUUUGCUUGGAGCAGGUCAACAGCUGGAUCAAACUGAACCAAAUGCUGAUGGCAAGAUCCAGAGCAUCCACUCAUCUGAGAGCCAGCAGGAGUUCUUCAGGAUGUUAGAUGAAAAGAUAGCAAAGGGAAGAGACUACUGCUCAGAAGAAGAUGAUCUGACGUAGCGCAGUGUUUUCAGCCAUAAAAGGUUCUGCCCUGUCAGUCACACAUUUGGUCCUGGUUUUGUUGUGACCACUCAGCUCAUGUACACGCUAACUACAAACAACAGCCCAGAGAUCGACUUCUAAAUCCUGUUUGAGGAUAUUAACAGAUUUACCUCCCCCAUGAAGCCAUUAUUGUGGAAGACAAACUUAAGUCCUGGAUAGAACCUUCAAGCUGUCAAAAGGUAUUUGACACCCGGGAGGAACUACAAUAAGUGACAUUGUGCUGAAUUAUUUUCCGGGUGCCUCUGGAGAUUUUUAUUCCGACAGUAUAUAUUUUGUUUCUACUUUUGGUUAGCCCAUUCACUGUGUUUAUCUUUGUGUUAUAAAGUUGAGAUCUCAAAAAGACUCAGGGCUGAACACAUCAUAUCUGAACUCCCAUUAGCCGCCACAUGCGCCACAUCACAGAAAAACUGCAACUUCACUGACUGUAUACACUAUAGUCACGGCCUUCAUUCAUACAAUAAUGCAUUUUUGUAGAAAAAUAAAUAUUUUUUUUUAUUUCA
Molecule: messenger RNA, 1042 nt
Organism: Periophthalmus magnuspinnatus
Lineage: Eukaryota; Metazoa; Chordata; Actinopteri; Gobiiformes; Gobiidae
Exons: 6
Coding region: 156-500 (114 amino acids)
Source: RefSeq, a predicted model, not a curated record